CGGCAGGUUGGUCCUGGAGCAGAUGAGCGCAGAAUAUUUAGGCGAAAGCGCGAGGCGGGGGGAGCGCGGGGUCGGAGGAGUACCUCGGCCAAGAAAAUUAUGCAUGCGUUAGGGAAGCUCUGAGAGAAUGGCUGUGGAAGCUCUCCACUGCGGCUUGAAUCCACAAGGUAUUGAUCACUCUGCCCAUGCUGAAGGUAUUAAACUGCAAAUUGAAGGUGAAGGUGUUGAAUCUCAAUCCAUUAAAAACAAAAAUUUCCAGAAGGUGCUCGACCAAAAAGGAACCCCCAAGCGAUUACCGGCAGAAGCUGAGACAGCUAAGUCGGCUACAGUGAAGCUGUCAAAGCCAGUGGCUCUGUGGACUCAGCAGGAUGUCUGCAAGUGGCUGAAGAAACAUUGUCCAAAUCAGUAUCAGAUCUACAGUGAGUCAUUCAAACAGCAUGACAUAACUGGGCGGGCCCUGUUGAGACUUACUGACAAGAAGCUUGAGCGGAUGGGGAUUGCUCAGGAGAACCUCCGGCAGCACAUUUUACAGCAGGUGCUCCAACUGAAGGUACGAGAAGAAGUCAGAAACCUACAGUUACUCACCCAAGAAUGUACAGGAAGGGCCACCCCAUGGAAAGGACUGCAAGUGUUCCAGAAUCCCACUGACUAAGAAACAAGAACCGAUCACUUUAUUUGACACCUGAAUGGGAGAAGGGCAAAUAUCUUAAGUGUUCUUUGCCAGUGUAUUUCUAAUGGGGAACAAAAGACUUGGCAGCUCUUAGAGCCAUUUUUUAACAUACACUUGAGUUUCUUGGGGAAGCCAAUGAAAAAAUAUCAUUGCCCCAAUGUGCAUUUUCUCUCUGUUCAUGCAGAAUUCUUUACUUUGGUAAAUCAACUGCUGAAUGCUCAACUCUUUAAUGUUUAACAUCUCCAUUGUCAUGAGAAGCACAACCAGAAACAAAAACUUCAGGUUACCUUCAGGGACACAAGUCUUCAAAUCCCAACACCUUGAGCAAGUGUACAGGUUACUAAAACAGAAAACAUGGCACAUACCUUUAGAACUUCUAAGUAAAGUUAUUUUCAUUUGUACAAAAGGAGUGUAUGCCCAUUGUAGAAAGCGAAGCGUAUAAAAAUAUAUAAGAAAAAAAAAGAAAAUGAAUCGCAUCCCAUUUUAAGCACCCAGAAAUAGCCACAGUUAAUAUUUAAUUGAAAAUGCUUUUGAUCUUUCAGGCACAUAUGCACACCUGGGUACAUAGUCUUUACAAAAGUGAAUCAUAGUUUUUGCAUGCAAGCUUUCUUUUUGGACCUAAGGUACACAGGGUGGAGUAAAGUGUGCUACUCGGUUUCUGACAUGCAAUUUUUUCAGCUCUUUUGAGGGACUCUUCUGGCUUUUUCCCCUCCUUUCUUUUUUCCAAUCCUCUCCCACUUAAGCAAAAACUGCAGUGUGUUUGACAUGUCAUUAACAUAUACUAUUGUUCUGAGUGUGAAUGUUGGUAAUUCAUACAAAUGAUAUUGUUGUAUAGACCUCAUAGUUUCUUUUUUCUCAUUCAACACGGUUUUUGAAAUAUAUCCAUGUUGCUAUAUGCAUAUCUAGUCCAUAGUUUUAACUGCUGCCUAGCGUUCUGUCACAUUUUAUUUACUGUACUUCUAUCCUAGUUACAUACACGGGGUGCCUCAUACAAAGACCUGGGAAGAAUUUUUCUGCUCUAGACCAAAGAAAGAGAUUCCUGGGUCAUAGGGCAUCUUCGUGUCUGUUUUCACUUAGUGCCCUCAGAUUAAAGCUCAUAAGGGUGAACUAGGCUGUAUUCUCUCCAGAGUAGAUGACAUUAUCCAGAUUUCUAUUUUUAGUCAAUCUGAUGGGUGUAAAGUGACAUCUGGCUGUUUUAACUUGCAUUUUCUGAUAAUAAGGGAGUUUGGGCAUAGCUUCAUAUACUUUGUUAGUUAAGUUUCCCCAUUCCAGGAUUACACUGUUUAAACCCUCAGAUUAUUUAGGAAGGACGUUUCCUGCCUGUUUUUCUAUCUGUCUGACUUUCAUGCAGAUUCAAUAUAACACAUACUAUAAGGUUUUUGACAUUGCCUAUAUUUUGACAAUCUGUCAUCUUUGUGUUAGUUCUCUUUCUAUAGUGUUUUUUGCCGAACCCAAACUCUUAACUUUUUUUUUGUCCAAACAGUUUGAUUUAUACUUGUGGUGCAUAUCUUUCAAAUGUCACUGUUUUAUUUUGUGUUGGGGGUAUGUUGGUUAAAUCUGGUUUGUUUAUUGUAGAGUUUCUUGUUACAGCUAGAAUAGUUAUAUGAAUUGAAGGUAUUUAAAUUAUUAUCUUCUGAGUUCUUUUCUUGAUACCACUUCAUUUGAUCUUUAUAAAAACCCUGAAAACUAGGUGAAGCAGGCAUUACUCCCCCCACUUUAUGAAUGAGGAAACUGAUUUGACUCAGAGAGAUGUAGUGACCUGCCUAAGUACAUAGCUAAUAGGUGACCAGGCCAAAUUCAACAGUCAAGUCUCUUUUCUCCAUCAACAUCCCCACAGGGCCUAUUAAGAGUCAGGGUGGUUUCCAGCCAAGUACAGUCAUCUUAAACUUCCCCAUGAGAAAGUCAUAACCACCUGAUGAGAUAGUCACAUCAAAAUAUGUGUUUUAAUAAGACUGGAUUGACUUUUCAUAUUGGUCUAAGAAGUGAGCCAAAUGGUCCUUUGAAAAAAGGCAGAGAUGUCAGUGUGGGAAAGGGUCACCCAUCUCUUUGAACACUGUCGUGGGAGGUGUUUCCUUAAUGAGUCCUGUUCGGAAGGUGGUGACUGCAGGCAAAUUAUGAUUUUUAAGGUGAGCCACCCUCUAAACCCGCCCCCAGGCUAGAGGUGGAAUGGACCUUGGUGCCAAGAAGAAAGCCAGGAUAUGAAGAACGGGAAAUGGGAAGAAGUUUCUAAUUGCUCUCACAUCUGAAAAUGUCCUCCCAGAAAAUGAGUAGAUAGUUCAUUUUGACCUUAGUGCAGACCACAAAAAGACAGAUUCAAGAGAAAUAUUGGACCUUGGCCCCAAAGUCGAUGACUACUAUCCCAGGGACAGGACUAAUGAGCUGGAGGUCAGGUGAUUGUUUGAGGGGGAAGGAGAAGCCCAGCUCUCAGCCCCUGGUGCUGAAGGAGGUGACUUGAGUGAUGGGGUGAUGGAGAACUCAUUCCUCAGUAUAAUCUUAAUGACAUUACAGAAUGCUCUUUCUCAGCAUUUUGUGGACCAGGGGAGAAAAAGCUCACUUGGCUGCAGGAUGGUUAGGGAUUUUUUAUCUUGGCAGGUCCUUCAGCACCACAGGCACUAGCAGGCAAAGCCUAUGUUCUCUGACUGAGCACGUCUUCCUCAUAAAAAGAUUCCUUUCACAUAAUCCAAUUGAAUGAGGUUUAUAGUCAAUACUUUAAGAAGAAUCAGUAUUUCAAAUAUUUGCCAAAAUGAACUCAAAAGAUUAAAAUAGCAAUAAUAAAAUUAUAGCUUCCAAACACUGGCUUAACUCUAUGCCAAGCACUGUAUUUAACAAGCAUCACUUUAUUUACCCUGGGGGGAAAAAACGUGGGCAUGAGCACCAUUAUUAUCUCCAUUUUGCAGAUGAGGAAAUUGAGGCUUACAGAGGUGGAAUGAGUUGCCCAUGGUCACAGAGCUAAUGACUAGCAAAACUGGAAUGUAAAGCCAGAACUGUCUGACUCCAGAGAUGAAUUUCUGUGCUCUUAAACUUUGUAUUGGUUAUUUAUUCCUGCAUAACAAAUUUACGCCAAAGUUUAACUGUUAAAACAACAAGCUUUGCUAUCCCUUCUGAGGGUGACAAAUCCAAGAGUGGCUUAGUUGAGUGUCUCUGGCUCAAAAUCCCCCAUGGAGUUGCUCAAGGUGUUGGCCAGGGCUGCCACCAUCAAACACCUUGACCAGAGCUGGGAAUCUCCCCCCCCCACAGUCCGUGUGGCUAUUGGCAGGGGGUCUCCUCAGCUCUUCAUCAUAUGGGCCUCUCUAGCAGGCUACCUGAGUUGCAUCUAUAAAAUCAAGAUAUCCUAUGGGUUUUUAUGAGGAGCAACUGAGACAACUUAUGAGAAAAUGCUGUGUAAGCUGAAAUAAUGUUAGACAAAUUUUAGAUAUUACUGUUAUUAUAGGACUUCAUCGCCAUAUUGCAUAGGAUAUUCAGGAAAUGGAGGUAAUGCUGACUCCUGCAAAAGAGUGACUCCCUGCAAUUAGAGAUCAUGUCUAAUUAACCCCACACCGUAGGAAAGCCCAGUCUCUGUGCAAGUGAUUUUCAUCCAGGUCUCUCUAGAGUGAGGAAGAUAAAGACACCUGGUUUCUGCACAUAUCCACCACAAGGCAGUUCAUAGCCAGUGGUCUGCAUGGGAUUCCACUUCCCCCUAUGUUGGAUAAAGGAAAAAAGAAAGGUGUUCUCACCUACAAAGACCUGGGGACAGCCAGAAAGUAAGCACCCAAACCCUUCUGUUUUCUAGCCCAAGAUGUUAAGAUUGAAAUCCAGGAUGGAAGUAACAAAUGAACUAGUUAGAAAACAAAGCCAGAGCUUAGACUAAAAUAGCAGAAUAUAGCAGAAAGUCUUUGCAGUAAGACAGACUCAUCUGUGCCCAUAUUUGUUAUGAGAAAACCAAUGCUCAUUGAGGUUCUGUAAUCUGUGGGACAACAUCCUUUCUAUGUAAAGCACCUAAAAGAGUAUCUCGCAUAUAGUAGGUCUCAGUAAAUAGAAGAAUAGUAGUAGUUUUUGUUACUGCUGUCAUCAUUCUAACUUCAUAUGAUCAUUUUGAGGAUUAAGAUAACAUAUCCUUAUUGCUCGUAAGGAUAACAUAUCCUUAGAUUGUAAGUGCCCUGAAAAUGGAAGUCUUGCAUGUCUUGAUUAUCGGUCUUAUUACUGUAUGCCCAGUACCUGAAAGGGAGAAGAUGCUCAGCAGAUAUUACAUGAAUGGGUAUAAUUAAUACAAACCUAGUAUAUAGUAGUUGAUAGUCAUCAGCUUCCUUAUCAUCUCCAAAAUCACCAAUAUCACCAUCAUUAUCAUCACCAUCAGCAGCAUUCCCAUCCUCAAGACAUAAGAAUAUUUUGGUGUGAUAAUUCAACAAUGUUCUCAGUCUGGGAACAUGAGACCUAAUUCCUCCUUCACUUCAAGUACCUUUAGUUUACAGAGAAGUCUAUUUCCUUUUCCCAUGAUACACUUUAUUCCAUCAUAUUGGUGUUAUUGGGGUCAUAUUCUCCUGGUAUUGGAUCCCACAUCCACUGUUUACUACAUGGCCUUGGGGAAGUUACCAACCCUUUUCGGACCUCCAUGGCCUCGUUUAUAAAAUAAAAAAUACUACUACUAACCAAAUACCAAUAUGGCUUCUGUAAGGAAUAACUGAGAUUCUCUUUGCCAGAGUUCUUGCAUGUGUCCUUUCCAUGGCAGAAGCCCAAUAAAUAUUUAUGGAAUAAGAGUGUUGACUAAAUGAAUGUUGUAAUUUUAUCCGUACCGUUGCCACUCAUUCCAAGACUUGAGUCCACAUGAGAGGAAAAAGAGAUCUUUCCAAAUUCUAGGGAGCCUCUGAAGGGGGGGAAGAUACAGAUUCCAGAAGUCACUAUAACUUUGGGCAAGUUGUAAGGUGUGAUUCAGAGCCUCAGGGAACUUACUCACAAAAUAAGAGGAAAUGGUGUUUGCACAACAAAAUGAGUAUACUUAAUGCCACUAAAUUAUACAUUUUUAAAUAGUUAAAAUGGUAAAUUUUUAUUAUAUGUAUUUUACCCCAGUAAAAAAGAUAAAAAAGAAGAAAGUCCUAGAUAGCUAGAAUAUUAACUUUUUGAUACUGGAAUGCUAAGGCUUGAGACAGAUCUUACUAGGUUGCCAAGCACUGCUGACGUGUCAGAUGCAUGAUCUCACGUGACCCUCUCUGUGGCUCUCUCAGAGCCAUUUUACAGAUGAGUAAGCAGAAGCCUAAACUAGUCUCUCCAGAGCUGGAGCUUGAAUCAUUGUGUGUCCCACUAAAGAGCUCAGGUGUUUACUUCUUAGAUUUCUGAUUUUUUUUUUGAGGGGGCAAAUCAUAGACAUGGGCAGCUCAAAUUUUGCCCAAAGAGAACUUUGAUAGAGAAGGUGGUGUUUUCGAGAAACACUUGGCUACUUCUGUUCCCUGAAGCUCCCAAUAUAUUAGAACAGAGGGAGAGAGGAAAGAAAGAAGAAACAGAGAGAACAAAACACAAUCAAGACCUAGCGGCCUAUAUUGUGCUGUUUUUAAUAAUGACAUAUAAUUGUUAUAUAUAUUUGUGUGCUUUCAAUAAUAGCAAAAAAUAUCUUAGUGCAUGGUAACAUCAGAAGUUCCAGUCAAGGCCCUAGAAAAUUGAGAAGCCUGAGCAAACAGUUUCCAGCCAGUGCCUCUCCCUACCUCCCUUUAGUGCCUCCUGUAGAGAGUCCCUAAGUGGCGUUGUGAUGUAACCUCAGGUGACAUACUCCUAGAAUAUAGAUGGGGUUCCAGGACACAUAGCUGGAGAGGGGAAGAGCAAGCUAAAGACGUCCCUCAGAUCAUCAGUUUGGUGACACAGCAAUGAGAACCACAACCCGAGAAGAGUUGCUCCCUCCAGUCUCUUCUCAUGCAUGGAAUUGAUUCUUCAAACAGUGGCAGUAGUCACAGUGAUAAUAGCGAUAGCAGCUGACACAUGAAAGGUUUACCACAUGUCUGAUAAGCACACAAUACACAGCUGAUUCAGGUAGGUAGGUACAAUCAUUAGCCAUUAUCUUUUUCCAUGUGAGGAAACAGCUGCACACAGAAGUUAAGUAGUUUGUCCAAGGUUACAAGGUUUUCACAUUACAGAGGCAGAAUGGAAUUAUGGAAAGUGGCCACCCUUUGUAGACAUGUACAGUGGAGUUACUGUGAGAAUUAAAUGGAAUAAUUCGUAUAAACAUGUAACCAAAGCCUCACAGCAACCUUAUGAAGAAAGUCCUACAACGAUCACCCUAAAUUCACCAAAGGGGAAAGCGUGGCCCAGGGGAGGGAAGACACUGGCUGAGAACACACAGCUCAAAAGUAGCCGAGCUGUGAGGGCUGUCUUAUGCCGAAGCACAAACACUAAUGUGCUCUGCCCUCUGGCCUUCUCGGGAACUGAUUAGAAAGGAAGCAGGUGAAUUCCUGGCUAUGUUGUGGCAUCACUUUGCAUGGUUUCCAUACUGUGAAGCCACUGUUUUGUUUUUGUUUUUUCAUCCAAGUAAAGAAGAAUCCAUAGGAGAGGGUGCCAGUCUCCUAAUAUGUUUUUCAUCUUUAGGGACAAACUUUAUAAUGAAAUAAAUUAUUCUGUAUAUUCCUUAGGUAACAUUUCUUAUAGAAGAGGGAUAGAUCCUGUUUGCGGCACUUUUGUAGGCACAGGUUACCAUCGUGUUUCAGUAAUCUUUCCAGAUAGCAAUGCAGAACCAUUCUGCAUUGCCCAGGCAAGGUUUUUCCAUAAUUGCAUCUGUAAAAAUCUACCAUUUUAUAUUUAUUUCAUCAGUUCCAACAGUUCACAAGAACACCCAUAAUCUUAGAAGCAGUAAUCAACUGUUUCGGAAUUGCCCCAUCCUAAAUUUAGGCCUCACACUUGGUAAUUUAGCUAGAGAGUUUCUUUGUUGAGUGCCACUCUUUCACGGGUGAGGGUAAGUGCUACUAUUUGAACUGCAUUUAAUUCUUAUUAUUUUUCAAGUUGAACUGGAUACCACAGUGUUUAAUAUUGCAGGGUAUAAUUGCCUUAAUGCUGCGAAGGCACAGAGCUGCCGAUUUCCCUGGUGUUUGCUAGCCCUCUCCUAUAAAGGGGACGUUGCUACUCAGUGGGGCUUUCCUGCCUCAAUAUUUUAAUAAAACAAAUAUCGUUGCACUACAGAAUUUGUGGAGCAAUCAGUUAAGAAUAUGAAAUAGUCACCAAAUACAGCUUUUUAUAACUGCUAACAUCCAUCAGUUGAGGAAUUACUAAAUGCCUGGCCCUAUACCACUAGCUUAUUUAAUCUCACAACAAACCUAAAAGUUAGGUACUAUUACUCCCUUGGGAUUGAUGGGACUCCUUUAUAGCAGGUCGCAUAGUCUGCAGGGAAGAAUGCCUGCCCCAGAGCCAAGGUCUACAGCUCCUGUUACAUUAUUUUCCCAGCACAGGUUGCUUUCAGUUAUAUUUGCAGAAUAGGAAGGAGGGACUGAAUCAGAGACAGAAAACUCAACACAUAACACUUUAUGAGGAACAGUGAAAGUCCCACAUGCAUUGUUAAUUCUGCAUGUUAUUUGCCUGUUUCCCAGGGGGAUUGUCAUGACACUAACUGCCAGUCAGGAUUGUCCCUAUUUCUGUGUGCUCCCCUUCCCACCCCCCACCAAUCUGCUCUUCAAAUACGACCCCGACAACCAAGAGCAGAAUGAAUUUUCCUUGAAGUGUAAAGGAUCUUAUGGAGCUGUAUGAAUUCCCACUACUAAGACCCCUUUCACUCUAUAGUGAGAAUCACAUUUGAUGCCUGAUGAAAAACGAUUCUUUAUUAAAAUGUUUAAACCCUGCAGAUACCAGUACUGAUGUGAAAAAAUAAAAAGAUUUAUGAUAAUCCUGUUUAUUUGAAGUGCUUACAAUAAGUAUGUUAUUUAUUAAUAGACUGAGCAUGACAUCUUACAGGCCCUAAAAUAUAAGGUUUAUACAUCUGAGCAGAUUUUAAGAUGAAUAAUCAUAGAAAUGAUAGCUUAUUUAUAAUACCUUCUGAUUACCAAGAAAUGGGAUGAGAUUCUAAAAUGUAAGUAUAUUUAUCUAAAUGUAACUUGAAAUUCACUGGCCAAACAUUGAUCAUUUUGAGGAUACUUACAUAAGAAAGAGUAGAUAAAAAUCAAUUCUGCUUCUAAAAGUACUUACAAAUUAAGGGGGAAAACCUGGCCUUAUUUGCUAGUGGAAUUAUCUAUUUUUAAUGUCUUAUUUUAUAGCAAUAAUUAAAUUUUGUCUUAAUCAUCCUCCUUACCUCUACAAAUAGAAAGAGCAGUCCCUAUACACAAUAUAUAUUAUUUUGUUCAUUGCUUUAUUCAAUAAAUAUUUCUGUUCAGGCAUUGUGCACUGUGGGUACAAGAGCAAGUGAGAUGCUCUUCCUGCCAUCACAGGUUCAUUCCACCAGGAAGACAAGUUAGGAAAACAGAACCAAAUAAAUGCAUGUAAUUUCAGAUGACGAUAAAUGUUAUGAUGUACGUAAAGCCUAGUUACGAAGUAGAUGAUACCUUGGGGAGAAGGGUAGUCAGGGAAGGCCUUUUGGGAGACAAAAUUCCAGCAGGCACUAAUGCAUAAGAAAGAACGUUCAGAUCCCUUUCAUGUGCAAACUGCUCGCCAAAACCAGUCGGGGGACCACCAGUCCUCCCUAAAGGAAAAUAAUUCUCUCCUACCUCCUCCCCCACCAUUUUUUUCCUAUUUCUGUUCUCUUUGGAAAAUAUUUAUCUAAGAUUAAAUAAUCACUGUCCAUCUUUCCUUUAAUAUUAUUCCCGAAGUGAGGUCAAUGCAUUUCACGUGUCCUGACGUUGAGCCCAAUUCGAGCCACUCUGCCGAGAGGAAGGCUGGUAACUAGCUUGCAGCCUCCAUUUUUGAAGGUUUUUAUUUGCUUGGUUCUGCCUCAUCCUUUGGGCUCUUCAGAUCCCUCUCUCCCUGCAGAUCUCACCUUGCCUUUUAGCAAGUUCACAUUGCCCCCUGAUCUGUCUCUUCUGCCACGACCAAUAGUGUUCUGUGGAGCUUUCCCGUUCACAAGGCUGGGAGUAAGUUCAUAUGAUAACCUGGAAACAAGUCUUUGUGCUGCUGUCCAGGGCUUCACAAGCUCUUUUCUCUGCCUUCAGAGGGAGGAGAAAGAGAAAGAGGGUGGCAUUUGACAGAUUCUCGUAAAAGGCAGGUACUAUCCCAGGCACUUAACCUGCCUUCCCUUACCUAAAUUUUCUAACUUACCUGGGAGCACAGGAAUGUCCUCAGUUUACAGGUGAGAGGAAGCAGACCCAGAGCGCUUAAACCACUUCCUCAGAGGCACCCAGUUCACAGGUGAUCUAGGAGUUCACCCCACUCCAGAUUCCAAAACCACCUCAUGCUCUCUCUACUACACGGAUCCUGAAAGCUGUCACCUUCCUUUGUCCCAGACGGAAAUAAUAUAUGGGACUCUCCCACUGUUCAACACAUCCAAAAACCUUCUACUGAACUCUCAUGGUCAGUGUCUGGCAAGUAGGACUUUAAAGCUAGAAAUUAUGGUUUCAACCAAAGUUCCAGUUUCUAGAAUAUAAUUUCCAAUAAAAGAUAUUUUAGGCAGUAAACCGGCUACCUUAACAGCAGGUGCCAAAACCCUAUGGGUGAUUUACAGACAAGUUGAAAUAAGGAACAAAACAAAUACAUUUAGACCUCACCAAAUUCCUCUCCAUUUGGGAGGAAGAAAAAUAUUAUUCUCUGUAAAUGGAAAAAAAAGAGAUUCAUUCCUCUCUCUCACAUGGGUCCAGCUAAGCAGUAAUGCACAACAAAGCCAAAUGCUCUGAUCAGUUUCUCUGAGCUGUUAUUAAAGUUUGCAAAAUAUUGCUCUGAUUCUUCCUGGCAGGGUUUCAGUACUGUCUGUUUAAACUGGAGUUGGACUGGUGCUCCUCUGUUCAUCCUGCCAGAGCUGGUGAUCCCACCACCCAAAUCUCCCGGCACCCUGGCCUUCCUCUAGCAGAGGCUGGCCACGCCCGGAGAGCCAGCACCCACAGUUGGCUCUCUGAUAUGACUCAGAUCAACUUUCUUCUUCUUCUUUCUCUUGGCCUCCCUUUCUCAUCCCCAGCAUAUUCAUGCACACACAGGCACACACACACAUUUUGGGCUUUCACACUGAGCAGGAAGGGAAAGGAGACUGCACAGAACAGUCUGUCUCGAAGGUCUUCUGAUAGGGACAUGAGACCCUUCUUUUCCUCUGUUGAGCUGGCAGAUAUCUGACCCCUCCAGCAGCAUCCCUUACCUGUCCCCAGCUUGGCCCUCUGACCUCAUGCCUGCCCUACUGAACCUGCUCCGUUUCCUCACACACCCCAUGCUCUUUGUUGCCCGGGGCUUUGCUCUGCUGGGAAUACCUUUCCCCUUUCCCUUCCCAUGAACUGCAGGCUACCCUCUAGCUCCAAUCUUGGGUGACAUUUCUGUGAUCCCCCAAGAUGAUGCUUAGCUGUCCCUGUUUACAUGCUACGGUGGGGAGCUUAUCUUGUCACAAACUUAAAUGUGAUUUGUCUUCCCAGUGCAGCUGCAUGCUCUGAGACACAGAACUGCUUGAAGGAAGACUGAUUGAUAUAACAUAUCAUCCAAAAAGUGUGUAAAAGCCCCAACACAAUAGAUUUUUAUUUUUUGCAUGGAUAACUGUCCUAGGCUAGUUUGACAGCUAGGAAGGAAGGCCUUCAUCCAUGCAGUCAUUCAGUGACCCAGGCCAACAGUGGCUCUGCCGUCAUCAAUACGUGGAUUUCAAAGUCUCCCUAGAGAUUUUCUCCAUUCAGUCCAGCCAAAAUGAAAAAGUGCAAAGGAGUGCCUAGCGGGAAACUUUUAUGGACCAGGUCUAGGUGUGUGCAUCAUUGCUGUUCACAUUCUGUUGGCAAGAGCUCAGUCAUGUGGCCACACCUAACUGCAGGAGGGCCUAGGCCGUGUAGCCCCUGGCCAGGCAGUCCCUCUAGUAAAAGACACAUGCAGGGGAGAGCAUAAGAUCUGGGGGAUAGGUAGUCAUCUAACACACAGUUCUAAUCCAUAUAGUAGCCAAAUAAAUAAAUAAAUGAAUCAAGGAGUGAAAAACACUUAGGACAAAAGCCAUCCUCUUCACGUGUUCUGAUCUGUGGUGCAGGACCACGUUCACACAGCUACUUCAAAUUAGAAAACUGCAAAAUACCAAUGGUUCAAGAGGCAGGUGAAGAUUGUGAUUGCCUUAGCCAUCUUUCAUGUUCACCAACAGAAUAAUAGUGCCUGGCACAGUACCCACCAUGUAGUUUACACUCAGUGAAUAUCAGUUGGAUAAAAAAGUGACUGGAUGUUAUGCCUCAGAAGAUUGGAGACUGAUGAAAAUUAGGCUUGGGGUGGAUUAAUGAUUGUGCAUUGAGCAUUGACUCCCCUAUACAGAAUUUUAUUGUCGUUAACAACCAUUUGAUCAAUAAAUAUGAGAGAUGCCCUCACAAAAAAAAAAAAAAAAAAAAGGACAGACUUCCAAUGGUAAAAUAAAUAAGUAACCGGGAUGUAAUGUAUAGCAUAAGGAAUAUAGUCAAGAUAUUGUAACAGCUUGGUAGGGUGAUAGCUGGAACCUCGA
Molecule: messenger RNA, 12200 nt
Organism: Manis pentadactyla (Chinese pangolin)
Lineage: Eukaryota; Metazoa; Chordata; Mammalia; Pholidota; Manidae
Gene: SAMD12
Product: sterile alpha motif domain containing 12
Exons: 5
Coding region: 128-652 (174 amino acids)
Biological process (GO): cell surface receptor protein tyrosine kinase signaling pathway
Cellular component (GO): cytoplasmic side of plasma membrane
Molecular function (GO): protein binding
Source: RefSeq, a predicted model, not a curated record